CUCUCUCUCUCUCUCUGACUCAUCAAAUGUGAAAAAAACUCACCCAUUUGACCUAAAAGCAAAACCCCACACCCAAUUUUGGCUUUUCCUCAAAUUUUCCCUCAUUUCUCAUAGGCGCUUUUACUCGCUCCUUUCUUCAUUCAGUUGUUAAAGCCUCCUCUUUUCCUGUUUCUUUAGCCAUUUGUGCAAUAUUGGCUGAUGGGUAUGCUUUCAUUUGCUUGAAUUUUGGUGUUUUCUGGUUUGUUUUCCAUCCUUAUCAACAAAGAAUCACAAAUCGUCUCUACAUUAUGUAUCUGUUUGAGUGAGAGUAUGCAGAGCUUUGAAUCAGAAGAGCUUGUUUGACUGCAAAAAAACAUUCAAAGUCUUAACAUAUUGCGAUGAUGUUCUUUUGAAUCCCAAGAUAUCAAAAUGGGUGGUUGUGUCUCUACAAGCAGCCAUAGUACUUGUAGUAGCCAGAGCAAUGGGGAAUCCGUUUCUUCUUCGUGUAUGGGAAUUAGAUUUCGAGGUCGAAAGCGAUCGAACUCCGACCAUGUUUAUGUUCUUCAGAAUCUUCCUUCAGCUCCCAACAGGAUCUUCUUGAAUGGAAAGAGUAAUUCUUCUUGUAUUUUCACGCAACAAGGUCGCAAGGGCGUAAACCAGGACGCCAUGGUUGUGUGGGAAGAUUUCAUGUCGGACGACACGAUCUUUUGUGGUGUUUUUGAUGGUCAUGGACCUUACGGUCACCUUGUUUCUCGACGAGUGAGGGAUACAUUGCCUAUAAAGUUGCUGUCGUUUUUUCAGUCUCCUCAGUUGAAGCAGAAUGUCUCUGGUAAAACCUGUUUCCAGAGGAAUUUGAAGACAUCUCGAGAAUGUGACGAUUCUGAGAAGGAUUGUUUCAUCGAGGACUCGCAGAAUUCGGUAUGGCGAGAUGCGUUCUUGAACUCGUAUAAAGCUAUGGAUAAGGAGUUGAGAUCACAUCCUAAUCUGGACUGCUUUUGUAGUGGUAGUACAGCAGUCACCAUAGUUAAACAGGGGUCAAAUCUGUUCAUGGGGUACAUCGGGGACUCUCGAGCAAUCCUUGCCUCGAAGGACGCCAAUGAUUCGACAGUGGCGGUUCAGUUGACCGUGGAUCUUAAGCCAGAUUUGCCAAGAGAAGCUGAAAGAAUAAAACGGUGUAAAGGUAGGGUGUUUGCAUUGCAAGAUGAGCCUGAAGUGCCAAGGGUGUGGUUACCUUUCGACGAUGCGCCCGGUUUAGCCAUGGCUCGUGCUUUUGGAGACUUCUGUUUGAAAGAAUAUGGAGUUAUCUCUAUACCUGAAUUCUCACAUCGAACCCUCACCGACGCUGAUCAGUUCGUCGUUCUUGCAUCAGACGGGGUAUGGGAUGUGUUGAGCAAUGAAGAGGUGGUUGACAUAGUGUCCUCGGCCUCAUCCCGGGCAUCAGCUGCGAGAUCCGUGGUGGACUCUGCUGCUCGUGAAUGGAAACUAAAAUACCCGACCUCGAAAAUGGAUGAUUGUGCUGUUGUCUGCUUAUUUUUGGAUGGGAUGAUGGACUCCGAAUCCGAUUGUGAUGAACAAGGCUUCUCAUCUGCAACGUCGCGUAGUAUCCAUUCGGGUGCUGCUAUUGAAUCCGAUGAUGGCCAGAAGUCUGAGCCAUGUCUGCAAAGGAAUAACACUGUGAGAUCAUCUGAGGACAACAAAACUUAUGGGGGAUUAGCUGAUGAUGACAGAGAGAUUGGUGAAGCUGUACCUGCAGAAGAUCAAAACUGGUCGGGUUUGGAAGGCGUCACUCGAGUGAACUCGCUCGUUCAACUUCCUAGAUUUUCCGACAAAAGUCCAGUGUCGUAGGAUUUAUAGAAUUCUAGAAUUGUGAACUCAAAAAUGUUUCAAACUGCUGCAAGGUUACAGGUUUGUGCAGGUACACAUUUUUGGCACCACCAUAUGAUGAAUUGCACAAAAGUGAACUGGUUUCAUAGAUCAA
This is a messenger RNA of Cucurbita moschata (crookneck pumpkin), 1957 nucleotides long. RefSeq names its product probable protein phosphatase 2C 52. NCBI's taxonomy places the organism in Eukaryota, Viridiplantae, Streptophyta, Magnoliopsida, Cucurbitales, Cucurbitaceae. The record is from RefSeq and is a predicted model, not a curated record. The transcript has 7 exons. The coding region runs from base 409 to 1824 and encodes 471 amino acids. Gene Ontology annotation, molecular function: protein serine/threonine phosphatase activity. Gene Ontology annotation, biological process: protein dephosphorylation.